Rhodofomes roseus is the source of this 1826-nucleotide messenger RNA. RefSeq names its product cytochrome P450. The record is from RefSeq and is a predicted model, not a curated record. Bases 227 to 1774 code for a protein of 515 amino acids. The transcript is spliced from 12 exons. Lineage: Eukaryota; Fungi; Basidiomycota; Agaricomycetes; Polyporales; Fomitopsidaceae. Gene Ontology annotation, molecular function: monooxygenase activity; oxidoreductase activity, acting on paired donors, with incorporation or reduction of molecular oxygen; iron ion binding.
CCGACAUGUAUGAUCGAAUGGCUGUGCCCCGCGCCGACAUACCGCGUGGAGUAACCCUGGGGUAACCUGAACGGCGACUGCUCUAGUCGAAUGCCGCGAGACUGAUACUUAUACGACAUGCGUAGGACCGAACUAUGCAUAUAUCCCCACUAUCCCGAGGUACCCGCGAUUCGAACCGUUGAGGAGCAUACCUCUCCGCACUGUUACGUGCACCGCGUGUCUUCAGAUGAUUUUCCUCCAGCUGGGCUGCUUCUUCUUCGCCUUCGUCGUAUACAAGCUUGCAUAUGAUCGGCGCGGUGCGCCGCUACCUCCUGGCCCUCGCGGACUACCUGUUCUAGGGAACGCACUGCAGGUUCCUACCGCGUUCAGCUGGCUAAAAUUCACCGAAUGGGCAAAGACUUACGGCGAUGUUAUACACGUUUCCGCGCUUCAAUGCUCGUUUAUUAUCCUGAGUUCUCGGGAGGCUAUCACCGAUCUGCUCGAGAAGAGAGGCGCGAUAUACUCUGAUCGCCCAAUCAUCCCGAUGGCUGGAGAACUAGCAGGAUCCGCUAAACACACUCCACUGAUGCAGUACGGAGAUCGCCACAAAGAAGGGCGAAAGCUUAUAUUGGGCAUGAUCAAUGUUCGUAAUGCGCCUAUGCUACAUGCGAUUCAAGAAGCGAAGGCCGCGCAACUCGUCUCUCGGCUGGCGCAAGAUCCCAGCAACUUCUCGCGCCAUAUUCGCUGGCUCGUAGCGAGUGUCGUACUGCAGAUCACACACGGAUUAAUCAUCGACAGCUGUGAUGAUCCUCACCUGCGCACUGUCCAGGAAGGCAUGGACGAGUUCUCGAGGAUGACCGCUCCUGGCGCCUACCUGGUCGACAGCUUGCCUUUCUUGAUGCAUAUCCCGGAAUGGAUUCCGGGUGCGGGCUUUAAGAAGGAAGCAAGAGAGCAUGAAGAGCGUGACACGAAGAUCAUGGAGGAGUUGUGGAAUCUCGUGAAGGAACAGGUGGCCCAAGGAACCGCUCUACCUUCGUUCGCCGCGGAGCUCAUUCAGAAAAAUCCUGACCCAUCAUCUGACGAGGAAGAUAUGUAUUCGAGAAACGCCAUAGCGUUCUUUUCCGCCGGGUCAGAUACGACAGUAUCCGUCAUCAAUUCCUUCCUUAUCAUCGUGGCUCAACAUCCAGAGAUCCAACGAAGAGCUCAAUCCGAGAUUGACCAGGUCGUCGGCCACGCGAGGCUUCCGAAGCUUAGCGACCGCAAGGAUUUGCCUUACCUCAACGCUGUCUUGAAGGAAGCGCAUCGUAUCAACCCAGUUGGGCCGUUGUCGCUACCACACAAGGUGAGGCAAGACGAUAACUACCGAGGGUAUCGGAUUCCGGCAGGUGCAACAGUUUUGGGGAAUACAUGGGCAAUCAUGCAUGACCCUGCCUUGUACCCGGAUCCACACAAGGUCCACCCAGAGCGCUACCUCACCCCGAAUGAAGGCGGGGAGAAGAUCAAUCCUGAUCCUCGCGACUUCGCAUUUGGUUACGGCCGACGAGUAUGCCCUGGUCAGAUGCUUGCCGAAGGCACGUUCUUCAUUGCCGCCGCGGCCAUCCUGUCUGUGUUCAGCGUCAGCGAUGCAGUUUCUCUGGAUGGUGCGGAGAUCAAUUAUGAGGGCGGAGGUAUCAUCAGCCAUCCGUGUCCUUUCAGAUGCAAUAUCACCCCCUCGAGACGUCGCAGGGGCACAAGCAACUGUAUCAGUCUGACCUGUACGCAGUGGCUGAUAUUGUCAAUAUUGCGCUGUAUCUAGUAUUACCGAAAUUGAUAUAUUGACAAGGGACUGCUUCGCUUCGCUCCGCUUA